Myzus persicae (green peach aphid) is the source of this 2845-nucleotide messenger RNA. Its product is annotated as U3 small nucleolar RNA-associated protein 6 homolog. Gene Ontology annotation, biological process: maturation of SSU-rRNA from tricistronic rRNA transcript (SSU-rRNA, 5.8S rRNA, LSU-rRNA). Lineage: Eukaryota; Metazoa; Arthropoda; Insecta; Hemiptera; Aphididae. The record is from RefSeq and is a predicted model, not a curated record. The coding region runs from base 125 to 1936 and encodes 603 amino acids. The transcript is spliced from 10 exons. Gene Ontology annotation, cellular component: small-subunit processome; Pwp2p-containing subcomplex of 90S preribosome. Gene Ontology annotation, molecular function: snoRNA binding; protein binding.
UGUUCCUUCUUUUGUGAGAGUUAUUUUGCCAACCGAUGUUUGAAGUUCUCUUCACCAGUCUUGCGUGAAUUUUCCGUUGGUGACAUACAUUCUGUUUUGAACCUAAUCAUUUUAUUAAUUAGUGAUGGAGACGGCCAGUGGUUCUGGGACCAUGUCACUGAGACAGGUAGACCAGGAAAAAUUGUUUAUUACCACCUACGAAAUUAUGACCGAUGAAGAAUUUACUGAGUUCACUAACAACCGUAAAGCAUUCAACCAGAAUAUUUUGACUGGAAAAGCAACACAAGAGGAAUUAUUAGUGCAAAUAACACUAGAAUCGAUUAUUCUAAAUACUUGUGAACAGAAAAUUGAACGAAUAAAGCAGGAAUCUUACAUUGGGAGUUUUCACUCGGAAAUUGAAACUAUUUUAUCCAAUCGGAUAAAUGAUAUGUACAUUUUACUAUUUAAGACUUUCAAAUAUGAUGUGAAUUCGGUUUCAAAAUAUAUUCAAUUUUGUUUGGAAAAUCAAAAGUUAACUACUAACUACAAAACUGUAUUGGAUGGUAUAAUGGAUUCAUUUCAUAGUGAUCCAGACAUGUACAUAACCGGCGCACAUCAUGCUUUUAAUGAUUGUAACGAUAUAGAAUCGGCCAGGCGAUAUAUUUCAAUUGGAAUAAAAUUUCAUGAAGAUUUCAAAAAAUUGUAUGUUGAAGAAUUUUGGAUAGAAGUUAAGAAUUUAAACCAAACUGGAGACACAUCUCUACAAACAGCUUUAAAAAAAUAUAACUAUAUCAUUCAGCACUUCAAAGAUGACAUAAAUUUACAUUUUGAUUUGGUGGACAUAGUUUUGGAUGAACACAUAAAAAUGACACAAUUACAGUGCACCGUAAUAAGGGAUAUGGUGAAUAAAUACAGAAUAAAUGAGCUUAUGUGGCAAAAAUUAGCAAAAAUUCAUUUAAAUGGUUUUGUUUACAACUACGAUACAGAAGUUUUACACAAAAUUCAGAACAUAAAACAAUGUAUUUCUAUAAGGAAUUGUUUUAAUACCUAUGAUAAAGCCUUAAAAGAGGGCUUAUCUCUUGAAAACCAACGAAAUCUUUGGGAUUAUUUUUUGGACGAUAUCAUAGAUAUACAUAGUUCAAUUGAUCAGGACGAUGAAGUCAAUAAAGACUUUAUAAAUACAAUUAUUAAUCAAACUUUUACUAAGGCAUAUUCCACUAAUAUUAUGAAACAGCCUAGACAUUUUAUUUUUUGGGCCGUACGUCAUGAUGACGAAGACGCCCUGGUAGAGGUAUUGAGAAAAGGGCUCACAAUUUCAAGCGAAAGCUUUGAGCUGUGGAAAAAGUUGUUUGAAUUUUAUCUAAACCGUGAUUUGUUUAAAAAUGCAAUGGCUGUUUUGUUUGAAGCUGUUGAAACUAUUAAAGACAAAUCUUUGCCUUUAUGGUCAACUAUGGAGAUAUACGUUUUAAGCACCGAAGAGGAAAUGAUCGAAGAAUUUUACAAACAAUGCACAGUAAAUGUGAUCGAAGAAAAAAUUAAUUCAAGAUUUAGGCCCGAAUAUUUAGAAUGGUGCGUUCUGACUCAUGAUAUAAUGAGUGGUCGUAAAGUUUUCAGCACCUUAAAAGGCCUAGAACCAAAAUCGCCCUUGUUGUAUAAACGAAUGUUACGAUUUGAAACAUUGAGUAUAAUUUCAAAAGGAAACAGACAUAUUAAGUAUAUGAGAAAAUUAUACAGUGAAGCGUGCAAUUUAUUUGGACACAUGGACGUUGAAUUAUGGUUUGAUUGCAUACGAUUUGAGUAUAUGUACGGAAUCCCAUCAUUAGUAGAUGUGAUUUUUGAAGCAGGAGUAAACCUAUUAGAAAACCCAAGUUGUAAGGAAAAAUUAACAGAGUUGAAAUCCGAACUCGACGAACAAUUUCGAGCAAAUGAAGUGAUAGACAUCGAAGAUGACGAAUGAACUUAUAUCAUCAAUCCAUCUAACUGUAUUUUUUCCAUUUCAAGUAUAAGACCUCAUAGUUUUACAGUAUUUAAUAACCUAGUGUUCUUUAGUAAAAUAUUUUUGUCUAUACCAAAUUGUUGAGCAUAUUUCUAAUUUUUGUAGUAGCUUUAAUUGAUAACAUAAAAACAAUUUAUCUAAAUUCACUUUUUGUGAUGGGUGGGUUAUGAUGUUUUAUUAUUAAUAUUAGUUACGUUGAUCAACAGACGUUUCAGAUACAUUUCCCAAUACCUUAGUUAUUAAAAUUUGCUUACUAACUUCUUAGAAUUUAUUGUAAGAUAAUUUGUAUAACUUAAUAAUAAUACUUUAAAGUACAGGCACUCAUUAUUUGCUAAUUUUUAACACGUCUUAUCAAUAAAAAUUGAUUUGAAGCUAGUUGGAUAAUUGAUGAUGGAAAUGUUUUCAAAAAUGUUUGUACAACAGCCCACAACUCAGAAUAAAGUAUAGGUAUCUGAUAUUGCAGCAAGAACGCUUAAUAUCCAUCCUUUUAUUUUGAUUCCCCAUUCAUAGUUACUUCUAUCAUAAUAGAUAUAGAUAAAAUAGAUCACUCUUAAAUAUUAUUAAUAUUAUUGAGACAACGACCGGAUUGAUUCGACAGACAAUGAAUAAUUAUUCUAAAAUUACAAAAUACACAUGUACAAUAAUUUGUACAUCAUAAUAUGUUGUUGAAAAAAAUUGAAACAGUCACCACCCCCUUUUUUAAUCCAAUGCUUUCCAAUUAAGGUUUAUCUUCCAUUUCUCCUCUGGAUACCUCUAGCUUCCCAGAGAUUAAGGCGAUAUCGCCCACUUCAGGAAACACUGAUUUAACCAAAAAUGAAAUAUCACAUUCUUUUUUAUACCUAUGUGGCUACGUACCUAUUUAUAUUAUAA